This is a messenger RNA of Funneliformis mosseae, 1329 nucleotides long. The record is from the annotation of a GenBank genome assembly. Lineage: Eukaryota; Fungi; Glomeromycota; Glomeromycetes; Glomerales; Glomeraceae.
AUGCAAAAUGAAAAAUUAUAUCCGCCCGGUACAGUUUAUUGGAUUAUCGAAAAUGAAAAAAAACCUUAUUGUGAUGCUCGUGAUGACGAUGAAGCAGAAGGGAGCAAUAAAGAAGAAGAAAAGGCUUCUGACGUUAAAGGAAACGGAAACGAAAAAGAAUGUAAUGUUAACAACGAUGAUGAUAUAUUUGAGAAAAAGGGUAACAUUACGAGGAGUUCUGAUAAACAGUAUAUAAUGUUGGAAAUUGAUGAUGAAUCAAAAAUUUUUGAAAAAAUUUGGUUUUCUUCUCAUAUGUAUGGUAAGUUAAGGGUUGCAAGUACCUCAAAACAAAUUAGGAUAACAACAAAUAAUUCGUUGAGAUUACAUCCAAAAUUUGGAAAGAAUCAAAAUUUACCAAUUGAUGAUGAAUUUAAGGAACGUUUAAAAAAAUUAUUGCAUAAUUUUCAAGCACCUAUCCGAUACGUCAUUGCUUAUGGUAGUGGCGUAUUUCCGCAACAAGGUUACGAUAAAAAGAAUAAACCCAUGAUUGAUUUUAUAUUUGCAGUUGGACAUCCACAACAUUGGCAUUCAUUAAACAUUAAUCAAAAUAGAAAUCAUUAUAGUUUUAUGGGCACUUUAGGUAGCGGUGCUAUAACUAUUUUACAAGAAAAAUUUGGUGCGGGUAUUUAUUACAAUCCAUAUGUCAAAGUCGAAGAUACGUUGAUUAAAUAUGGGGUCGUUUCAAUUGAUAAAAUGUGUAAAGACUUAUUAAAUUGGGAAACACUUUAUUUAGCAGGUAGAAUGCAUAAACCAGUUAAAAUAUUAAGCGAUGAUGCAAGGGUCAGAUUAGCACAACAAGUAAAUUUAGCAAGUGCAUUACGUACUGCCUUGCUUUUAUUACCAAAAGAUUUUACGGAAGAAGAACUUUAUCUAACAAUCUCUUCCAUAUCAUUCAAAGGUGAUUUUCGUAAAUAUUUCGGAGAAAAUCCCAAUAAGAUAAGGAAUGUUGUAUCAAGACAAAUGAAUAAUUUUAAUUUAUUAUAUGGAGGAUUAAUUCAAGGAUUACCUAUCGUUGAUUUUGUCGCAAAUGGGAAAUUGCAGCAAGAUGAUAGUCCAAAGGCAAGAGCACAAAUGAUACAGAAAUUACCUAGAACAUUAAAGUAUAAAGUACAAGAGGAACAUAGAAUGGUAUUGGCUGGGAAAGGAAUCCAUUGGCCGUCAGGAUUGAGAGACAUUAUAUUUAAACCGGUAUUAUCACAAAGUUUAAAAGGAAUAUUAACAGCUGGAUUAAGUAAGAGCACAACAUAUGCUUGUAGUAAAAUAGGAAAAUGGAUCAGGAGGCCAACAUAA